This is a messenger RNA of Hippocampus comes (tiger tail seahorse), 1823 nucleotides long. Its product is annotated as inactive phospholipid phosphatase 7. NCBI's taxonomy places the organism in Eukaryota, Metazoa, Chordata, Actinopteri, Syngnathiformes, Syngnathidae. Gene Ontology annotation, molecular function: sphingosine-1-phosphate phosphatase activity. The record is from RefSeq and is a predicted model, not a curated record. Gene Ontology annotation, cellular component: nuclear envelope. The coding region runs from base 284 to 1183 and encodes 299 amino acids. The transcript is spliced from 2 exons.
UGUCCUUUAUUUCUGUUUGGAUGGCGAUUGUUUUUUUUUUUCUUGCGCAUUCUUGUGGCGCAUACCCGGAAGUAAAUAGUGUCGCGAUGGACAGUGCGGUUCGUGUGCUGGUGUCAAGUGUCGCCCUCAAGCCGGAUUACAUCCACGACGGAGGAGCAUGACCACUGCACAUUCCGCCCACUCUAAAUAUAUCUGUUAAGGGCAGUGGAGGAAGUGGGGUAGGGGUUAUUUUUAGCCAUUAUCACCGUUGCAUGUCGGUCGGAGAAGAGGUCCAAACAAAAACAUGCCCGGAACAAGCGUGAGACCCAGAGCUCGGGAACGCAACAGCGUCCUGAACAGACCCGAGUUCAUGUCGCUCAAUCAGCCGAUGAGAGGCGGGGGCCCCCCGGAGAUCCGCGGCGGCGGAGCAGGAGCGGGCGCAGGUGGAGGGGGACCAAGGCGCUCCGGCUCCGUCCGAAGCCAGGCGAGCGAGGAAACCGGCGACGGCGCGCCCAAGGCGGACGGCGGCAAGCGCGGCGAGCCGGGCCAGCAGCGGCUGCCGGAGGAGGACUGCAUGCAGCUCAACCCGUCGUUCAAGGGCAUCGCCAAGAGCUCGCUGCUCGCCAUCGACAUCAGCCUCUCCAAGCGCAUGAGCGUCUGCGCCUACACGUGGUCGUCGUGGGGCGGCUGCCGCUCCAUGUUCAACCUGCUGGCGCUCACCGGACACGGCCUUACCUGGAUCAUCGGCACCGUCGUGUGCCUCACGCGCAGCAACACCCUGGCCGGUCAGGAGGUGCUCGUCAACCUGCUGCUGGCGCUGAUCGUGGAUGUGCUGACGGUGGCGGGCGUGCAGCGCCUGGUGAAGCGCAAAGGACCGUGGGAGAUGUCGCCGGGCUUCCUGGACCGCGUGGUCAUGGACGCGUACGCCUUCCCGGCGGCGCACGCCAGCCGCGCCGCCAUGGUGUCCAAGUUCCUGCUGUCGCACUUGGUUCUGGCCGUGCCCCUGCGCAUCCUGCUGGUGCUGUGGGCCGUCCUGGUUGGGGUGUCGCGCGUGCUGCUUGGCAGGCACCAUCUGACGGACGUGCUGUGCGGCUUCGCCCUGGGCCUCUUCCACUUCGGCCUCAUGGAGACGGUGUGGCUGUCCUCCAACACUUGUCAGACUCUCAUCUCUAUUGGGACCCUCAGCUGGAGCCCCUUCUCCUGACUGCGCUGCUGCGCUAUAGGACUUCACCGGUUGCAGUUGACACAUUCUCAAUGCAGGUUUGCAUGAAAGGCCUUAAAUAGACGCGUACUGUUGCUGUCAUUUCACACGGGAUUUUUUUUUCUUAACCCUCUAAAGCAGUAUUUUUUUUAACCUGUUCAACACAUUUUUACUACAACUUUUUGAUCCGAGCUACAAUUAAACCUUUCUAGCUGAUUUUUUUUUUUUUGGUGCUGAUUCUAUAUUUGCCCUUGUUUCUUUUCUAUAGCACAUCAGGUUUCCAUAAUACUAUAAUAACAAUAUCAUAUGUCAUAUAGGAAUAUAUUUAGUAGUACUUAUGAAGUGAUUAUUUUCCUCUCAAUUAUGUGAGGACCUUUUGCGAGAAAAGUUGCCAAUUUAUUGCCAUAAAAUUAUGACUUUAAAAUGUCGCCUUAUUUUCCUCCUUGUAAUGAGGUUCAGAUUUACUUUUAUUCAGUCUGCCUCCAAUAUUCCUGUAUUAUUUAUAAAACACACAAUCUGCUCUCUGAAUCUCUUACAAUCUUCUUCUCUCAUUCAUAUUUUUUCUUUAAUUUUAUUCAUGUUCCUUACUUUCAGUGUUAUUUGGCAAUUGUGUUCAUGGACUAAAGGGCUGAGCCGUAAAAAA